UUCCACAAUGUUUGGGUAACAAUGCAGGUGCACUCAGAAUAUUCAGCUUGCAUGACAAUAAACUAGAGGGGAAAAUCCCCCAAUCUUUGGCUAAUUGCAAAGAGCUACAAGUUCUUGAUUUAGGAGAUAAUCACCUCAACGACACAUUCCUAAUGUGGUUGGAUACUUUGCCGGUGCUGCACGUUUUAAGCUUUAGAUCGAACAAUAAUCUCAAUGGAGAGAUCCCUUUGUCUAUUUGCAAUUUAACAUCACCAAAAAUUCUAGAUUUGGCAAAAACAAAUAUGAAGGGAGCAAUUCCGCAAUGUUUGGGUAAUAUCAAUGAGCUUAUGGUUUUGGAUAUGCGGCACAACAAUCUUUCUGGGACUUUUCAGAGUACUUUUAGCAUUGGAAGUGUACUCAAAAGCUUCAACUUGCAUGGCAAUAAGCUAGUCGAAAAAAUUCCACGAUCCUUAGCAAAUUGCCAUCAACUGCAAGUUCUUGAUAUAGGAGAUAAUCUCCUCAACGAUACAGUUCCAAUGUUGUUAGGGACUCUGCCAGAGCUACAAGUGUUAAGUUUGAGAUCCAAUAAAUUGCAUGGACCCAUCAGGACUUCAAGAAUCAUGAAGAACUUGUUUCCUAAGCUUCAAAUCAUAGACCUCGCUUGCAAUGCAUUUACAGCAGAGUUACCUGCAAAUCUUUUUCAGAGCUUAGAAGCUCUGAAGGGAAUUGAUCAAAUAGAGGAGGAAUCCAGUAAUAAAGGAGACCGUCAUUACCGACACUCCUUUUUCUUUACUUGGAUAGGUGGACAUUGGAUGGAUGGAAAUUAUCAAGACUCCAUAACUAUCGUAACAAAGGGACUGCAGCUUGAAGUUGUGUCAUUAAUCUUGUCUUUGUACACCACUAUUGAUUUUUCAAGUAACAGAUUUGAAGGACACGUUCCAAGUAUUAUGGGAGAUCUCAUUGAACUUCGUGUGUUGAAUUUAUCCCAUAAUGGAUUGCAAGGUCAUAUACCACCAUCACUAGGAAAUUUACAUUUAGUUGAAUCACUGGACCUAUCAGCUAACCAUCUUGCAGGAGAGAUACCUGAACAACUUACAUCUCUUACAUUUCUUGCAUUUUUGAAUCUCUCCCACAAUCAUCUCCAAGGAUGCAUCCCGACAGGAUGCCAAUUUGCUACAUUCGAGAUGAACUCGUAUGUAGGUAAUGAUGGGUUAUGUGGAUUCCCUGUCUCGGAAGGUUGUGGAAGUAGCGGGAUGCCAGCGACAAACAACACAAAACCUGUGCUGGAUCAAGAAAGCAAUUCUACAUUUCUAAGUGAAUUUAGGAAAGCGGUUCUUAUGGGAUAUGGGAGUGGACUUAUUAUUGGAUUCUCCAUAGCAUAUUUCAUGCUUUCAGCUCGAAAUCCCAAUUGGCUUUCUAGGAUCUCUGAAGAACUAGAAUACAGAAUUAUUAUGAGAAGGCGAAAGAAGCAGCGAGACCAUCAAAGGAACUACAGAAGAAGAACUAAUCACAUCUAGAAAAG
Messenger RNA from Lycium barbarum (goji berry), 1501 nucleotides. RefSeq names its product receptor-like protein Cf-9 homolog. Gene Ontology annotation, molecular function: protein binding. The transcript has a single exon. The record is from RefSeq and is a predicted model, not a curated record. Bases 153 to 1496 code for a protein of 447 amino acids. Lineage: Eukaryota; Viridiplantae; Streptophyta; Magnoliopsida; Solanales; Solanaceae.